Messenger RNA from Rhodotorula graminis WP1, 1055 nucleotides. RefSeq lists its product as uncharacterized. Gene Ontology annotation, biological process: mitochondrial L-ornithine transmembrane transport. The transcript has 9 exons. Lineage: Eukaryota; Fungi; Basidiomycota; Microbotryomycetes; Sporidiobolales; Sporidiobolaceae. Gene Ontology annotation, molecular function: L-ornithine transmembrane transporter activity. The coding region runs from base 117 to 1019 and encodes 300 amino acids. The record is from RefSeq and is a predicted model, not a curated record.
CCGACCCGGGCUCGCACCUCGGCACUCGCCCUCGGCAGACUCGUCCAAGCAGCACACGAGCCUACACGCCACACGCUCUCGCCAAGCCGCUACACCUACCAGCCGCGCCCGCCAGCAUGCAGCGCUCCGAGAUGCCGACCCAGCCGCCGCCGGCCAAACGACCCGCCAGCACGGCCGCGAGCCUGAUUGCCGGGUCCGCCGGCGGCAUGUGCCAGGUCAUCGCGGGCAACCCGCUCGACGUCCUCAAGACUCGCGCGCAGCUCGCCAAGCCGGGCCAGUUCAAGGGCACCAUGGACAUCGCCCUCCAGACGCUGCGCAACGAGGGCAUCCUCGCCUUCUACAAGGGUGUCACGCCGCCCUUGGUCGGCAUCGCCGCCGUCAACUCGCUCCUGUUCGCCGCCAACACGGCCGCCCGUCGCCUCCUGUCGCCCUACCCGGACCAGCUGUCGAUCCCGCAGAUCAUGGCCGCCGGCUCGAUGGCCGGCUGCGUCCAGGCCGUCCUCGCGAGCCCGGUCGAGAUGUUCAAGGUCCGCCUCCAGGCCCAGUACGGGCCCAACCCGAAGCGCCUGCGCGACAUUGUCGGCGACAUGUACCGCAAAUACGGCUGGAAGAACGGCAUCAUGCGAGGGUACUGGAUCACGUUCGCCCGCGAGAUCCCUGCCUACGCCGGCUUCUACGCCGGCUACGAGUGGUCCAAGCGAGCGCUGCAGAAGAAGCUCGACACGCCGUCGCUCCCCGUGUGGGCGACGCUCACCGCAGGAGGCGUCGGCGGCCUCGGCUACUGGACCGCAUGCUACCCCCUCGACGUCCUCAAGUCUCGCAUCCAGAACGCCGAGCAGCCGCCUCGCGGCGCCAACUACAUCAUCAACACGUUCAAGCAGAUCUACCGGCAAGAGGGCGCGCGCGCCUUCAUCGCCGGUCUCACCCCUACUUAUCUUCGAGCGGUCCCGGCGGCGGCAGCGACGUUUGUGGCGUACGAGCUCACGAUGGAGUUCCUCGAGGAGCACACGUCGAUUUGAGGACCCCUCUUUCUCGGCCACCUGGCGCCUCUCCUU